AUGUGCGAACACUGCGUUCUGCCCUGCACGUCGCGACGCCAUCUUGCAAACCACCGGCGUUACUGCACCGAUAAUCCGGACAAGGUCAAGUCUAAGAAGGCUCGCGCGGAAGCGGAUGCUCGUGGAGGUCAUUGCGACAAGUGCAACAGAGACUUCAAGAAGCGAAACGCACUCUACCAGCACAACCACGGCCGCCACCCCAACAAACCCGGGGAGAGCGACUCAGACGUUUACAUUGAGAGUGAUGCAAAUGUCGACGCUGAGAGCGAAGAAGAAAGUGCGGACGAAAGUGAAGAAGGUAGCGAAGAAGAGGUUUCCAGCAACGGAGAUGGGAGCGAGGCGGAGAGUGAAGCUUGGAGCGAUGCAGAGGGCGAUGCUGAGAGCGCGGAGGACAGCGAGUAA
Molecule: messenger RNA, 402 nt
Organism: Phytophthora nicotianae INRA-310
Lineage: Eukaryota; Oomycota; Peronosporomycetes; Peronosporales; Peronosporaceae
Exons: 2
Coding region: 1-402 (133 amino acids)
Source: RefSeq, a predicted model, not a curated record